Electrophorus electricus (electric eel) is the source of this 1264-nucleotide messenger RNA. RefSeq names its product acyl-CoA binding domain containing 6 (gene acbd6). Gene Ontology annotation, biological process: fatty acid metabolic process. The record is from RefSeq and is a predicted model, not a curated record. Gene Ontology annotation, molecular function: fatty-acyl-CoA binding; protein binding. NCBI's taxonomy places the organism in Eukaryota, Metazoa, Chordata, Actinopteri, Gymnotiformes, Gymnotidae.
CCCGCAAACGGACCACUUUCGGGCAAGUGAGCUCACCUAGCUAUGUGAUAGGAGAUGAAAUAACCCUCGUGCCCGCGUGUUUAUGGCUUGCUAAGUACGACAGAUAUUUUGUUGGAGAUUCAUACACGGUGUUUUUCGGUUAGCAAAUGGCGUCGCGGUCUCCGUCGUCUUCCCCCGACUCAGCCACAGGUUCGGGGACCGACCCAGCCCGGCCCGACACCGGCGAGGCUCUCGGCGGGGGCUCGGACUCCGACUCGGAUUUGGGAUUAGAUCAGUUUGACUGCGGCGCGGCUGAUUCAGGGCUUCGGCUGGACGGACCGGGAUUAGAAAGCGAGUUCGAGGCAGCCGCAGACCGAGUCCGAGAUCUUGUUCAGAUCGCCAGUAGGGAGCAGUUACUGUACCUGUACGCCAGGUACAAACAGGCCAAAGUUGGGAAGUGCAACACAGCAAAACCUGGUUUCUUCGAUUUCGAAGGUCAAAGGAAAUGGACGGCGUGGAAGCAGCUGGGAGAGACGAGCAGGGAACAAGCCAUGCAGGAGUAUGUGACCUGUGUGCACGCACUGGAUCCUGAUGGCCACACUAAGUGUUCCUCAGAGCGGCGAGGAGGAGAGCGUAGGAUUGGCUUCAGUGGAGCAGCAGUCAGCUGCCUGUACCAGGAAGAGACGAUCAGGGAGGAGGAUAAGAACAUAUUUGACUACUGCAGAGAAAACAACAUUGACCAGGUCAGCAAAGCCCUCAGUUCGAUGAACGUGGACGUCAACACGAAGGAUGAGGAGGGUCGAGCUUUGCUGCACUGGGCCUGUGACAGAGGACAUACAGAACUAGUAACCCUUCUGCUGCACCACAACGCUGACAUCAACAGCCAGGAUGAUGAAGGCCAGACCCCCCUGCACUAUGCUUCCGCCUGUGAGUUUGCAGAGAUAGUGGAGGUGCUUCUCAAGGCUGGUGCAGACCCCUCCAUUAAGGAUGGCGAGGGUUCCCUCCCCGAGGAGGUGACAGAGUCCAGUAGCAUCUCAUCUCUCCUGCGUCAGUACUCUGCUCCUAAAGGCUAAAGCAGCUCCCCCAGUGGCUCUGUGGAGAGCCAGAGUCCAGCACCAUCUCAGAGCAGCUGUCCCUACUGUCACAUCCCUCCAGCCGCACUACACAGCUGGACGGAGCAGUUCUUCUUUCUGACUGUCAGAGGUGUUCAGGAAAUGAACCCAGAGAAUUCUGUAAAAUCAAAUACUGUCUAAAUGUUUUGAGCAUUAAAGAUGUGUUGAAAUGA